CAGGCUGAAAAUGUCACACAAUGAAGCGCAAAGUCUGUUCAAUACAUUCACUCAACACUUGCCAUGAAUUUAUCAAAAUUGGAUUUUUCAUGAUUUUUUUCGCACUGGUAUCAGCGCAGAUUUGUGGAAUUUUCAAAUUAACUGUCCCAUGCCCCCUAAAAGAACCAGCGUGGGAGCUGUCGCUUAAUGGCUGCCAGGAAAUAGCUUGAGAACAUACAAUAUUUGGAGAAAUGUCUGCCUUACCCUCAGACCUCAUUGCAAUGAAGGAUUCACCAACUUAUAUGCCAAUACUGAGAUCUGUGCUCAAGAGUCAGAUACAGUUUCUGGUUGAACAGUUGUCUGGUGCUGGGGAGGAGACACUGAUACUGUCUGCCAAUGUUAAUGAUGGUGUCGUUGAUCAGCUUGGAUCUGAGCCUGGAAAGAUGUUUGCUAAUGUUUAUGAUGAUUUCAAGUCAGAAUUUCUGGAAUUUUGUCAGAAAAGAAGGGGAAAACGGAAGCCAGAAUCACCGCAGAAAACACCAAUUGAUGUUAAAAGAGGGAGGCCAUCCCCAGCAGUGUUGGCACUUCCAAAGGCAUCUGUAGUUACACAGAAAAUUCAAGCAGUAAAGUCCCCAUCAAAUGUUCCCAAGGUGUCCUCAGCUAGAAUAAUAAUCAACCAGAAACCAGCAAGCACUCCAGGAAGUCAGUUUUUGACCAGUCAACCAGACAUUGAAGGACUGGAAGAGUCAGAGGAGGGUUACGGAGAAAUUGAGGACACAGGUCUGGAUUACGAAGAACUUGAGGAUGUUGAAGAAUGGCAAGACGAAUCAGCUGACAUGCCUUCAUCAAGUGAAGGCCAUUCCUCUAGCAGCAAAGUAAAAACUGCAAAAGUUGUACCAAAAGAAAACACGGCUACUCAAAGAUUGAAAAGAAGAAAGUUUCCUUGCAGUGACUGUGGUAAAUCAUACGGUACAAGAUGGGCAUUGAGAGUUCACUCAUUGAGACAUGGGGAGAAGAAGUUUAGUUGUGAAAAGUGUGGGAAAAUGUUUUUCACGAUAACUGAGUUGAGGCAGCAUAUCAAUCAUGUACACUUUGAAGGGGAAAGAAGGCCUGGAAUAAAGUUUGCCUGUGAAUUUUGUGACCAAAGAUAUGCCAGGAAAGAAAAUUUGAUGAACCACAUCAAAAUAAAGCAUGAAAAUGCAAAGAAGUCUUACAUCUGCGACAUCUGCAAUAAAGCGUUCCAUUUUAGACACAUACUGAGUGUUCAUAAGUUAAGACAUGGUGAAAAGAAAUUCCGUUGCUGUCAAUGUUCCAAGAUGUUCUUCACAAACACAGAAUUAAAACAACAUGAGAAGAAUUCACAUACAGAGAAACCCCCUGCAGAAGAAAAGGAAAAAGAUUCAAGUGUCAACUUUGAGAAAAUGUUCAGUAAGGCUAUGAGCUGUAAGGAUUGCGGGAAGCUUUUCAUUCGAGGAGAUGCUCUCAAGUUACACAUGCUUAGUCAUACUGGGGAGAACCCACACACGUGUGUAGUUUGUGGUCAGGGAUAUCGCAAGAAAAGGUCCUAUAUUAUACAUCUGAAGAAUAAGCAUCCAGAAGAAUAUGCUGAAAUGGAUGAAAUAUAACUAUAUUGGAAGAAACGUCCAGACCACAUGGAAGAAAUAUCCAGAUCAUUGAGCUGAAGUAGAUAAUAUAUGACCAUGUUUGAAGAAACAUUCAUA
This is a messenger RNA of Mercenaria mercenaria, 1700 nucleotides long. Its product is annotated as zinc finger protein 595-like. NCBI's taxonomy places the organism in Eukaryota, Metazoa, Mollusca, Bivalvia, Venerida, Veneridae. The record is from RefSeq and is a predicted model, not a curated record. The transcript has 8 exons. The coding region runs from base 231 to 1604 and encodes 457 amino acids.